Molecule: messenger RNA, 414 nt
Organism: Hydatigera taeniaeformis
Lineage: Eukaryota; Metazoa; Platyhelminthes; Cestoda; Cyclophyllidea; Taeniidae
Source: the annotation of a GenBank genome assembly
AUGACUUGCGUCAUAGCAAGGACGUAUGCUAUCAAAGGAAAUAAAAGUGGUGGCGGUGGGAACGGCCCUUCCGCAUCAGCACGGGUCUACGACGAGAUGGAGGCAGAGAAGCGUGUGCGUAAGCGUCGAAUGAGGCUCCUUCUAGCCGUGGAGGAUGCCUUCGCUCAUGCCGCUCGCAUGGGCAGGGAGACGACAGCCAUUGAUGCAUCUGGAGCACUCAAUCGCAGCUCGGUUGUCGGAACCGGUGGUGGACCCAGUGGUUUCACAGCCUUCCAAAACGGUUUGUUGUUCCUGUCCGAUGGGCAUGAAUUAGAAAUUUCAUUGACUUUGUGUUUUUCUUUGGCACGACUCCUGUCAAAUACAUUGUAUUUCCAACUAAUCCAGUUCGAGGUGCGUAACUACACUCUGUUGUGA